AUGACACCAAAUGCACUAACAUGUAUCCGUGGAAUCAGAAAUAUUAUUGAGAAAAUGUUGGAGAUAUUAUCGGACUACAGUUUGAAUAACAGUGGAAUAUUUAACUCUCCUAAUCGUCCGAAAGGUCACAAAGAUUCUGACAAGGACCCUACAGAGCACUGUGAAGAAGGUAUGUUUAUAUCUUAAGUGAGAAUCUUUCAGAAUUAAUUAAUAUGAUAACAUUAAAGUACCACAGAAUAUAAAUAAAGUAUAACAACAUAUUUUACCAACCUAGCCUGAGAAUUCGUAUUAUUUCAGUUGUGGAUCCACAGAUGAGAAUCCUGGUCCUUCUCUCCAUCAUCAGAACUGGAGUUCUCCUCUGCUGCCUGACCAUCUUAAUCAUCGUCUACCUCACCAGGAAAUAG
This is a messenger RNA of Coregonus sp. 'balchen', 404 nucleotides long. The record is from the annotation of a GenBank genome assembly. NCBI's taxonomy places the organism in Eukaryota, Metazoa, Chordata, Actinopteri, Salmoniformes, Salmonidae.